Messenger RNA from Heterotrigona itama, 2628 nucleotides. Lineage: Eukaryota; Metazoa; Arthropoda; Insecta; Hymenoptera; Apidae. The record is from the annotation of a GenBank genome assembly.
UGCGAGUGAAAAAGGAGGAAGUCUAUUAGAAAAAGAUAAAGGGAAAACAGUGUAAAAAAUGCCGGACGAGGAGGAGGUGACAUACGAAAUAGUUACACCACCGAACGACAAUUAUUAUCGCCGGAAUAUCGAGCACUUCUCGAAAAAUGCAAACAAACUUCGAAAGAUCAACGACGAGAUCGAAGAUGUGCGAGAUGUAUUGGAACUGGCGGUAACGAAGUCGAAGAUUGACCGUGAGAGGAGAGAAAGCAGUUGUCAAAUUAUCAACGAGUGUCAACUGGAACAACCUCAAAGUUUCUACUUCACGAAGAUGAAAGAGUUCGCGGAUAAACUGCCCGCGUACACUCUGUUGCCUGAACAGGAAGAGACUAUACGAAAUUUAGUUUCGUUCAGUUUACGGCACAAGUACGAGAAAAUCUUCGAGGAUCAAAUGCUAGAAACGAAGACACGUUAUUACGAAGCGAUGCACGAUCUGGCCGUGAAGAGAGUGAUAACGAUCGAGUGCCAGGACGUGUGUAACGUGGGCCUAGAACGUGUCUUUUCGUACAAGCUCGCUGGACGGACCGAGUUUUAUCCAAAAUAUUUGAAAAAUCGAUGCGCAAUUAGAAGGAAGUACUAUUUAUCUCACAGGCUGAUGAGAAACAUAGUCGCGAAAGCUUGUUUCCUUAUGCCAGAUUGGAUCUGUAAUUUCCGACGCUAUAGAUUAGGAUUUGAUUAUCUCGACUUCAACAGGUUUCUGGAUUUAGUGGAAAACGAUGUGAAAAAAGGUGCGUUGAUCGUCAGCAGUGCUUAUUACAGCGACAUUGUGCGAUUAGUUUCUCAACCGUACUAUCUUCACGAUGUCCGUCCACCCUCAUUGCCAGACUUUCUCAACUGCGCCAACAGUUUGCUGGCCUUUCAAGUGGUGACGCGAAUCAUGAACACCAUUGAACAUUUGCUGCAAAUUUUGAAAGAUGAACGAACCGUGCCUUUGUUCAAGUUGAAAUGCGAGAACAACGAGCUGUUUCUCAGUCCAACGAUGGACGAGAUUUGCCAGGCGUUUCACGGCAUAGUUGAACAAAUUAGCCACGUCGGCCAACAAUUACCGCCACUUGACUCUUGGGUCGGCGUGAAGAUUCAACAAGAGUACAUUAAAGUUGCGUUGUCGGAAUUAUACCUGGAAGAAACGCAUCGACGUAUGGCGGAAACGUUGCGACGUACUUUUCAACCGUUCAACAGUUACGUGGAGGGACUGUACAGCAAGUUCAAAGUUGUUUUCAAUCCAGAAACACGCAGAAAUAUCGUUGAUUACGUCAGUACAGGGCACACGUUUCAAGAAUAUGUGUCCAAAGUCGAGGACCUUAACCAAUUCAUUCGAGAAAUAAAUGGCAUGCCGAAUCACGAAUAUUUCUCGAUCGGGGUAAUUCAUCAAGCGGCGGCAAAGGCAGGUCUCCUCUAUUACACGGAAGAAGUGCGCAGGCUGAUCAUCGAGGAGUUGGUGAAAAGCCAUCAAACGUACAAUCUUGAAAUCUGUAACACGUUCGAGACGAUAAGGGAACGUGCUUCAAACAUUCCCAGUACCACUAAAGAAUUACUCGAAUUAGGCGAGUACAUGUUGUACGCUGCGUCGACGUUGAUGAGGUCGCAAGAGGAAAAGAUUACCUCCUCCUUGCGCAUGAUGGCGUUGCUAAUCGGGAUGACGACAUUAACCAAAGAUCACAUCGAGUUGAAUAACGCGACCAUUCAUUGGUUGACGCGGAUAAGACCGAUAUUCAAGCACAGCAGCGCCAUCUACGAGCAAAUUAAAUUUGAACUGGAGGAGAAACUUCAGCAAAAAAUCGAAAAUCUAAACGCCGACGUAGAGAUCAUGUUUCCCAGAUUAAAAAUUAUGAACGAUAUGGAUGACGCGAACCGCAUAAGGGAGUACAUAGAAUACAUGCGAAAGUUCGCGCGCGAUUUGGAUCGUACGGAUGAGAGAGUGAAGUGCAUCAACGACGAGGAGAAACUUUUUAAGUACCCUCCGUCGGUAUAUCCACGGAUCAACGAACUGAAGGAAAACAUAAUGCCGUAUUACGAAUUGAUUUAUCGUGGUUACCAGUGGCAAAGACAUCGAGAUGUCUGGUUGGAUGGCCCGUUCGAGUACCUGGACUCCAAUAGUAUUGACAACACGACGAGCGAUUACUUCACGAAUUUGAACAAAAUCAGCAAGCAAUACCGAACGAGAAUAAAGUUGGAAAUUGCAAUGAAUUAUCCGCACAGAAAACUCAUCAAUUAGAAAUAACGCAAGAUAGUACUAUCCGAACUAAUAAACAAGAAGGGAAGGAAAACAUAUUUGAAUCGUUGAAAAGUUCCGUUGAAAAGUUUAACUAUCCAUCUUCUCGGUUAAACAGACAAAUAUAUAAUCUGAUUUUGAAAGAAACUCAGAAAGAAAGUGAAACAAGACAAAAAUUAUUCGACAAUGAUAACAGGAAAAUCAAUGAAUCAUCAUCAACUGAAGUGUAAGAUAUUCAUAUCUACGUAGUUGUAAUUUAUAAUUAAAUUAGUUCAUGAACUUACGAAGUUAAACAAUCUUCACAUUUUAUUCAUAGAAAGGAAUAUCUUCCGUCAUCAUCGGAAAAGAAACCAGAACUAGAUGAUAACAUUAACUAA